UUAAAGAAACCGAUAAAAUGCUAGUGAUAUACCAAUUUUUUAUAUGAUAACUGUCCCUCCAUCAGCUAAUUCUGCUCCAGCUAAAAACUGAACGUUAUUAAUGUAAAAAAUCUGGAUAUUCCACUCUUGCAAUAUAAUUUCCUCCUUUCGCUUGUUGUUUUACCCCUUUUUGCGCCAACACGAAAAUUCAUGUACAAUUCUAUUUUGACUCACUCAGUGCUCGCUCUCGCUAAAGAUGCAAGGGUAAAUGUAUGUGCGCGUGCGCACGUUUGGUGGGGUUUGAGAGGAAGCAAGAAACACGAAAAGCGUCACGACGCCUCUUGCCGACUUCUUGUUUGGCAGUUGAAAAGAGGCGUCUGCAAGGAACGUAACGCGACGACGCCGCCGGCGCUUACGAUACAACGACGAAAAAAACGAAAACGACGUAGAGGGGACAUACCUUCUUCACGAAAAACGAACAAUUAUUUUAAACCUGUAAUACAUUUACUUCCACUUUCAUACCACACUACGCAAUCUAUUUGAUGUACCUCCUGUUAAUAUUUUUCAUGCUAUUGUUCGCUUUAAUUUUUAUUAACGAUACCAAUUUUUCUUCAAUUUUCCUGACUAAACUGAUUAUCCUGGUAUCUUUAUUCACUUUGACACUUAACUAUCAAACAAAUCCUUAAUUUCUACGUUUUAUUAUCAAACGAUAUAAAAUUUAUAUGCGUCAAAUGGCGUUUCACUUCGACGAGAAAAUGGUGUGGCUUAUUAAUUAAACGACGAAAUAUUUCGAGUUAUGAUUUUAUUUUAAACGAUAUUGAAGUUCAUAAAAGCAUAUAUUUUUUAAUAUAAUGGCUGCAACCACUUUGGACUCUAUUGACAUUACAAAUAUUCUCGCGCAAGAACUGCUGUAUCAACAGUUGGUGUCGUCCUUGGAUGGACUACACAGCGGUGUGCCAACCCGCACGACACCGACCCUGACGCCAACCACACUGCGCACGAUCGAACAGACGUUUUUGGAGUUCACGAGUGAAUCAGCGUCACACAGUCGCGAGGCGGGCUUUGUACCACCCUUGAUCGAGCCUUCUCAACCUACUCCGGCUCAAACUCAGAACAACGCAAGCCAGCAACAACACGAGAUUCAGCAACAGCAGCACGAACCUGAACAACAGCAGCAUAAUAACGGAUUAUUAAGCGUGCAGCAGACACAACCCCAGCAACAACAGCCGCUCCAACAGACAAGACGUAAUAUGGGUGGCAGGAGACCGACAAGGACGAUUGGUAUGAGCCCUGAAGAAGAAGAGAGAAGGCAAAUUCGCAGGGAGCGCAAUAAGAUGGCUGCAGCAAGGUGCCGCAAAAGAAGAAUGGAUCAUACCAAUGCUCUACUAGAGGAAACCGAGGGCUUAGAACAGAAAAAACAGAGCCUGCAAGAUGAGAUUCACCAGCUGCAACAGGCGAAAGAUGAACUUGAAUUUAUGCUGGAAGCUCAUCGCGCCGUGUGUCGCCUUCAGUCUUCUUCACCUCCUGAUAUCAAGCCCAUCAUUCUUAACAAUAAGCCACCGAACAAUAACAAUAAUCUUCAAUCUGAGGAGUUCGCCGAAAUUCCUUGCAUCACUAAGCAGCAACAGCAACAGCAACAGCAACAGCAACAACAGCAGCAACAUGACGAUAGUUUGAAUGGACUGCGACCCAAUCGACCGAACUCUCUAUCCGUAGGUUUUGAUAACAAUAAUCAGCGGCCGAAUUCCUUACCGAUUUUUACCGAGCCCAAACCUCGACCCUCGAGUCUCCAGUUCAAGAGCAUAGAGACGCCGACCUUUAUGAAGACGGCUAACGAGGUUGCAGGCAUACCUAUUACCACACCGUCGAGCGGCAUACCUUUCAAUUUUGACUCUCUAAUGGAGGGUGGAACGGGUCUUACGCCAGUCUCCACGCCCCUCGUGCCUUCAUGUUCAAGUCAACAAAGGAGCAAUGGUGCUGGAGUUGCUCACCAUCAUCACCAUCAUCACCACCAUCAUCAUCUUUCAGCCGUAGAUUUGAGUUCGCCAGAUACCAAUCCGCCCAAGCUCGUAAGCUUGUGACGCCAGGAAGACUUUGGGUUAGUUGAGACCAUUGAAUUUGAGCCGGCUGAAGGCGAGCCUGAAUGAAGGGACAGGCGUCACCACCUCAACAAGCCUCUGAGCAACCAUUGGACACACUCGUUACCAUAUUUGUGUAUUUGUAGACACGCAUGGGAAAAAUUUCCCAGGUCGUGAACCAACGGACGGAACUGAGCUAUGAGUCAAGCAGACUCGAAAAUUUCAUACGACACGAGUGUCUUCAUUUUUUUUCUUUUCUUUUUUGUUGUUUGCUUAACUAUUGUUUUUGAGGAAAGGAAAAUAUUUUUCUUGUAAUUAUUGGAAAUUGGAUAAUUGUAAAUGUAUCAGUUUUUCAGUAUUGAAUUUUUGAAUGUGAAUAAAAGCGACUGGACGUAAAAAAUUGUAAAUUUGGAGAUUUUAUAUAUAAAAGGGUAUAGGGAAAAUUAGUGACGUGAAUAUAUUUUGCUGUGUUGUACGUGCUGAUUUUUGUCGAUACCGUUUCUCUUCUAUAUUGAGGUCGUAAGAUUUUAAACGACUAGGUGCUUCGUACAACGCUUCAUUCAUGAGAAAUUAGGCUAUUUCGUAUGGAGUUUAAGUGAGGCCUCAGAUAAAGAAGGUGCGAUAAACUUUAUGCAAGGUGAUAACGAAUAAAAUAACAUUAAACAUAAUUUAAUAAUGAUAUUAUUAAAUGAGCAUUGAAAUGAACUAGUUAUAUCAAUUGAUAUUUUUAUGAAGUGAAUUUUUAUAUUUUUAAACUUUAAAAAGCGAUGAAAUAAUAGA
Messenger RNA from Ceratosolen solmsi marchali, 2837 nucleotides. It is a transcript of the gene kay, whose product is annotated as transcription factor kayak. Gene Ontology annotation, molecular function: RNA polymerase II cis-regulatory region sequence-specific DNA binding; DNA-binding transcription factor activity, RNA polymerase II-specific. The record is from RefSeq and is a predicted model, not a curated record. Gene Ontology annotation, biological process: regulation of transcription by RNA polymerase II. Gene Ontology annotation, cellular component: nucleus. NCBI's taxonomy places the organism in Eukaryota, Metazoa, Arthropoda, Insecta, Hymenoptera, Agaonidae. The transcript is spliced from 3 exons. Bases 831 to 2060 code for a protein of 409 amino acids.